GAGCUCUGGGCGAGGCAUGAGCUGAACCAGGACCGCUCUCAGAGCGCGACAAGGGAGAAGUACGUGGAGUCUCUGAAGAUCAACGGGUGGCUGCUCGGACAGCGAGGGGAGAUUCUCUUCCAGUAUGGCGGGCAGUACAAGUCCAGGGUCUCGACCAACGUGCACCGCAAGUUCAGGUGCAUCGGAGGAGCGCACUUGAUCGAGGCCUUCUACAUCGCCCUCAGGAGGGAUCAGAAUAACAAGCAGCUGGAGGCCACCCUCAAGGGCGGGGUUCCGAAUUGCACGGAGAUCGUGGCGAACGCGCCCAAGGACGCAAUCAUAUUCUUCAAGGAUCUUUCGAACACUCUCCACGGCGUGGCUAGUGCGACUGGCUUUGUGCAACUCUAUUCGAAAAUACCUGAUAUGGUGGACGGCUGGGCCAAUCAUUGGAAGGCAAAAAAGAAAGCCGCGAUUGCGGCCGGCAAGGGCCAACCGAAGCGGCGGAAGCUCGGCAGGAAGACUUCCCAACCAGAGGAGCCCCCCGUGCCUGAUCUUGAAGAUGCUGAUGCGGCGGGCAGCGAGCAGGCCGAUCCGGGUAAGAACAGCGAGACUGACCAGUGGGCGUGGCUGCAGAGGGCGUUCCCAAAAACGUUCUCGUCUUUCAUCCUGUACAAGCGGUGCCGCGCGCUGAAGGCUAAGCUAUCGAUUGGGGAUUCACCAACCAUCUGGGACAACUUCGAGGCACGCAUGAAUGCCACCUGCGAGUUCACGGACAUCGGCGAUAUGAAACUGCACGAGGCCCUUAUGGCAGUGCAGUGCCAGGUUGUUUUGGCCCUGCAGACUUUACCUGAGAAGAUCUUCAAGAUGCUGGCCUUGCCAAUCCUGUGUCUCACAGUGCCUUCGACUGACAAGAUGCCCUUCCUGCUCAAGAGCACGACUGAUGCCCUCUCUCUACAGAUGGGCCUCCUACCUGCGAAGGUUGCCACGCAAGGGGCGCCGUUGAAGGCGCCGGCAGCCAAGGCCAAGGCAAAGGCGAAGGCAGCCGCACAAAGCGGGGGCGGUGAUAACAUUACUGUAUUUGAGGACUGCUUGGAUAUCAUCGAGAGAUGCAAGCGCAACGCUGUCCAUGUCGGAGAGACUGCGUCUGACAUGGCCAUCGCCUACCUCGUCGAGUUCUUAGUGUUCAAGUUCACUACAGUCACUGUUGGCAGUAAGAAGUUGAAGAUCAAGACCUACAGCAAGCUUCGAGGCGCUCUUGCCCAGCACUGCGUUGCUGCUCACACGUUCAAGGAGGACGAGACGCAUGAGCACCUGCGCGACCUUGGCAUCGGCACUGAUCCGCAGGCCGGCGCUGAGGGCGAAGAAAAGGAGGCACAUGAAGAUGUCAAGGAAGAGAUUGUUCUGGGUCCAGCCCCGAACGGCUGGAAAACCGAGGAGUUGAAAUUGAUAUGUGAGUUUCUCAAGGAUGAACCGAACAUCGUCACUGACGCAGAGAGUCUUUGGGGCGAGUUUUCAAUGUACGCUUCGUCAGGUACAGAGACAUUCCAGACAAUUGCUUCUGUAACUCACCUCGUGAACCGCCUUUCCAAAGCGAUGCAGUCAGUGUGGGCAGACGUGACAUGUCCACUUGGCAAGCAGAGCAUGCUUCUCGCAGACAUGGGUGAGGUCACUGAGUCUGAGCUUACGGACUGCCAGAUCAAGGAGAGCUUAGCAACAGAAGAAAAGUGGAUGGGUUUCUUCAUUGCGCUGUUCCCCAUCGUGGAACCAUGUAUUCCAACGAACCUGGUCAAGUCCUGCAAGAUGCUCGUCGCCUGCGUUGACGAGGCUGCCCUGACGGAUAAUCAACGCGUCAAGCUCAGCCUUGCUCUGAAGGACGUUCACUACGUCGUUGCAGAAUUUGCCGAGGCCAGCGGUGACGCCUUGUCAACGGUUGGCUUUCUAAUGGAGCUUCGAGCUGCGUUGACUGUUAAACUACUCGAGGAGAUUAAUUCCGCACUCAAGACCAAGACGAAGAGCAACAAGGAGUAUGUUUUCAUCAGCCUGGCGAACUUGCUGAAGUCAAUGUCUGCUGAGGUGGCGAAGCGCGACUUCUGCUGCGAUGGCAAGAAGGAUUGGACUGACUCCUGGGCGGCUGCCGCAGCCAAGGCAUGCGAGCUCCUGAAGGACGAGGAGAUCCGCAAGCGGCAGGCAGAAGAGUUGCAGAAAGAACGGGAGAAGAAUGCUAUCGAGCGGCGCAAGAAAGCAGAGGCUGAGGCGGCUGCACAUGAAGCCGCACAGAAAUUAGACCUGAAGAAGUUAACGCUGGACCUUCUGAAGGGCAAGGCUACUCAAUGUGGAAUCGAGCUCGUUGGCAGCGAGACCAAGACAACGUUGAUCGAAGCAAUUGUGAAUCACCAUAAGAACAAGGUCAAGCAGGAACCAGAGGAUGAACAGGAGCAUGGCGCGGCGGAUGAUAAUACCAGCGCGACCUUCACUGAAGAGCAGUUGCGGCUCUUUGUGAGCCAGCCGCGCACGAGACCGGGAGCGGCCGCCACAGACGGUACAGAUCAGGAUCAGGCGGCAAAGCGCGAGAAGAACAUCGCAGAGUUGGUCCGAGUAUACGACAGCACAGCCUACCCAGCGAUCACCUCUAUCAUGCCCGUGCAUGAUGCAGCAGUGGACAGAACUACGCUGGCAGCCCUGGUCACGAUGCAGCUCCAGAAGCUCCAGGCUUUCAACCUGGAUGCCAUUUGCCUCAAGGUCAAAGCAGGGAGCUCCAUCGCAGAUUCGAUCGGAUCCAGUUUCAAGCCGAAGCUUUUCGUUGACUAUGACAAGCUUGAUUGGGAUGCCUUUUCGCUGCCCUUGAAAGGCAGAGUGGUCUGCACCAUCGGGAACGCUGGCCAGAAGUCCUUCUACGACAUGGGCUCGAUCGGCAUCGACGAUACAAAGUACAACAUGAUUGCCACUCCAGGCGACUUCGACCUGGGCUGGCGAGUCAAGGCGCUCAGUCCUGACAAGGAGGACAUUCCCGCGCUUGUUCCGCACGCUAUCGACGUGCAGCUGAAGGUGGCUGACAUCAAGAGGGCACUGGACUUCACGGUCGAAGAAGGCGAUGAACAGGAUACAUGCGCCCUGCACGCUCAGGUCCUCAAGAUGAAUCCCGACUUCAAGAAAGAGAUCGAGAACAUGAAGAUGGAGCGGCAGCAGCUUCACGACGGUGGCGAGACAUGCGGCCCCUUCGUGUUCGAGCUCACCAGGGCAGCUCUACCAGGAGAGAAGGCAGCCUUCGAGGCGAAGGUUGAGAAGGCAAAGGGCCGUGAGAAGCAGAGAAAGGCCGCGGAGAAGCUCCAGACUGAAUUCGACGAGGAGGCAGAGGGCGACGCUCGCCUGAGCGUGGAUGAGCUGCUCUCUGUCGCGCCUCACGUGGUCAAGAAAUAG
Prorocentrum cordatum is the source of this 3396-nucleotide messenger RNA. NCBI's taxonomy places the organism in Eukaryota, Dinophyceae, Prorocentrales, Prorocentraceae. The record is from the annotation of a GenBank genome assembly.